Molecule: messenger RNA, 1280 nt
Organism: Trichoplusia ni (cabbage looper)
Lineage: Eukaryota; Metazoa; Arthropoda; Insecta; Lepidoptera; Noctuidae
Product: THUMP domain-containing protein 1 homolog
Exons: 1
Coding region: 162-1034 (290 amino acids)
Biological process (GO): tRNA modification
Molecular function (GO): RNA binding
Source: RefSeq, a predicted model, not a curated record
ACAUUUCGAUGACAUUACGGGUAUGGAUGUUGUGCUGUUGUGUUAUUGAAUUCAAUCAUAUUAAUUCGACUCAAUACGUAACACAUAAUAUUUCGUUAUAUCAUCAUAGUCCGCCAUCAUAACCAUAUUGUAACAACAUAUUGUGCUCGUAAUUUAUUAUCAUGGGAGAUACUCGUAAAAAGAAAAAGUUUUACUUUCGUAAACGCAGAAAUAAAUAUUUCUUAGAACCCGGCUUUAGAGGUUUCUUCUGCACAUGUAACUUCAGAGAAAAAGACUGCGUGAAAGAAGUUUAUAAUCUGCUGAACGAGUAUGCUGGGAAGUUGUACCCGGACCUGGGGCUCGAGCCGCCGCCUGCAGCGCCUGUUUCCGACGCGCCCGACGACCGGUCGGACAGCGAGUCGGAGGAUGAUACAGAUAUUGGUGACCUGCUGAAGCGUGAGGUGGAGUCCAUGAAAAAGGAUUCACAGAAAUCUCUGCGGCAUAAGAGGUUCCAAGUGGUGGAAACGGGAGCAUCUAAUUGUAUUUUCGUUAAAACAAACUUACCUAGUCCAGAAGAGUUGACUGCAGCCAUAAUAAAAGACUUAGUUUCGACAAGACUACAGAAGACACGGCAUGUGUUACGUUUGCUUCCCAUCAUGGCAACCUGUAAAGCCAACCUGCCCGAUAUCAUGGAGUGUGCUGGCAAGCUGUUUGAUAAAUUCUUCUUGAACGAGGCAUCUUCCUUUGCUGUCAUCUUUAAUAAACGGUUUAACAGUAGUGUCAGUAGGGAGUUGAUAAUCAAGGAGCUGGCAGAGAUGGUGGUUUUGAAGAAUAUUAACAAUAAAGCCGAUUUGAAAAACCCAAGGCUCUGUAUAAUUGUGGAAAUAAUUAAAGGUAUUUGCUUGUUGAGCAUUGUGGACAAUUACUUUACUUAUAAAAAAUAUAAUUUAAAUGAGCUGUGUAAAGAUGAAUCAUCUAAUGAUUCUGAGGAAACCCAAGCCAAGAAGUUCAAGAGUGAUGUGACUACAACAGCAGAAGAAAAUAAAGACGCUUAAUCUAAUAACUUAAGUGAUUUAAUUAUCUCAAUUGCUAUUGUAAUUCUGUAAAUCAGGUUAACAAUAAGCUGACCAUUAGUGUUAAGUCUUAUCUUAUACUUCCAAUCUACUUAAAUGUUUAUGUAGUCUUAUUUCUAGGUUGUACCUAGGACUUCGAUACCAACUCUUAUACCAAAAUUUGUCUAUAUACCUAAAUUUUUUCAUAAAUUAUUAUAAACCCAUUAAAUAUACAUGUGAAAGAAUCAA